UUGACGACGACGACAACGACGGCGGGUCCGGGCGGGGGUGGCCAUGCUGCUCACUGUGUUCUGCCUGCGCCGCGACCGCUCCGAGAUCACCUUCAACCUGCAGGUGGACGCCGACUUCGAGCUGCAGAAUUUCCGCGCCCUUUGCGAGCUGGAAUCCGGCAUCCCGGCGGCCGAGAGCCAGAUUGUUUAUGCGGAGCAGCCGCUGACCGACAACAACAGGUCCUUGGCCUCCUAUGGCUUGAAGGACGGGGACGUGGUGAUCCUGCGCCAGAAGGAGACGGUGGAGCCGCGACCUUCCAUGCGCUUCCCAGGUCUGCCCAGGAUAGAUUUCAGCAGCAUCGCGGUUCCCGGGACGUCCACGCAGCAGCACCAGCCCCCAGCGCAGCGUCCCCGCCCGUCGCCUCCAGACCCGCCCUCGUUCCCUCAGGGCCUGGACAACCCGGCGCUGCUGCGGGAGAUGCUGCUGGCCAACCCCCACGAGCUGUCCCUGCUGAAGGAGCGCAACCCGCCCCUGGCCGAGGCCUUGCUGAGCGGGGACCUCGAGAAAUUCACCAGGGUGUUGCUGGAGCAACAGCAGGACCGAGCCCGGCGGGAGCAGGAGAGGAUCCGGCUGUAUUCCGCUGACCCCUUUGAUCUCGAGGCACAGGCCAAGAUAGAAGAAGACAUAAGGCAACAAAACAUUGAGGAGAACAUGACGAUAGCAAUGGAAGAGGCACCCGAGAGCUUUGGGCAGGUGGUGAUGCUCUACAUCAACUGCAAAGUCAAUGGACACCCUGUGAAAGCCUUUGUGGACUCAGGUGCCCAGAUGACCAUCAUGAGCCAAGCCUGUGCUGAAAGGUGCAACAUCAUGAGGCUGGUGGAUCGGCGGUGGGCUGGCAUUGCUAAGGGUGUUGGGACACAGAAAAUCAUUGGUAGAGUGCACUUAGCUCAGGUGCAGAUCGAAGGAGAUUUCCUGGCGUGCUCCUUCUCAAUCCUUGAAGAGCAGCCCAUGGACAUGCUCCUAGGACUGGAUAUGCUUAAGAGGCAUCAGUGCUCCAUUGAUCUCAAGAAGAACGUGCUGGUGAUUGGCACCACCGGCUCACAGACCUCGUUCCUGCCCGAAGGCGAGCUGCCCGAGUGUGCGCGGCUGGCGUAUGGCGCGGGGCGUGACGACAAUAGUGACAAAGAAACUACCUCACUGGAAAUGCCCUCGUUACCAGCUUCUGAUGGGUUUCAAAAUCCAGUCCAGUCUUCAGGACUAAAUUCCAAGAUCUGUAAUCCCACAAAUCAGUUACUUGAUCGUUCUGUCUCUGCCCCUGCUUCAAUUUGCUCAUCCGAAUCCAGCCUUGCAGAGCCCAUUGAUACUAGAACCAUCAACUCUUCACCUGAAUACCAAAUAACCCCAGAAAAAGAACAACCUCUGGUAUCACAGCAUCAUUCCAAUAGCUCUUCCUUGGCAAAUAAUGACCCUUCCCCACACACCGGAGAUGGAACCUGUUCCAAUCCAGCUUGCCUUUCACAGAAGACAUUCAAAGAAACAUUUAGUGCUGACAUUUUAAAGGAAUGUAAUGCUAAAGAACAAGAUCAUGGUCAGGAACAUCCUCUGGAGGUGACAAAAGUCAAUUUGGUUGACACUGCUGCCAAGCACAGGCAGGAUAAAGGUAUCUGUCUAUUUUCAGAGCAGGAGCAAAAACAUGAGCUUCCCACAGAUCGUUGGAUGUGCAAAGAGCCAGAAAAGGAACAUCUUGAGGAGCAAACUGAGACAACUGACCCAGAACCUCCUUGCUCUGUUGGUGGGGUUCAGAAACCUGCUGUGGCAAAAGUCAAACAGCCAGAAAAUCCUCCCAUGGAAAUGGGAGAUGGACUGGAGAGAGCAGGUCUUUUCUGUGUGAAAGGGAGUAUCCAACUGUCAGCCUCCUGUAGCCAUGUGCACAUGGAAGCCUCCAUGGAAAUAGAUGCAGUGGAGCAGGCUGCAGCUGAAGUGCAGAGCUCAGCAAAGCAACAGAAGCAGCAGACUGAGAACAGACGUAUAUCCAACCUGAACUCAGAGGCCUUCUCCAUAGAGGUGGAGUUGCUGAAGUCUCCGUCCUCCUUGAGUGAUCCUCUUUCCACCAGUGAUGUCCUGCAGUCUAAAAGCACUAGUGAAAUUCCUGCAAAGUAUCAUGAGUUGGCUAAUUCAGCAGCAGCCAGCUCUUCCCCCUCCAGCACCCAACAGCUGGAAGCAGAUCCAGGAAGACCUUCAGAAGAGCCAUGUUUCCCUCUAGCAUCAGCCUUGAAAGAACUUCACAAACUCUUGGUUACCAGUCGGAAAGAAGAAUGUAAGAUCCUUGCCUCGGAAGAAGUCUCACAGCUGGAAAUGGCUCACAGAGAGCCAGCAGUGCAGCAGAAGGGGCUUCCUGAAGGUGAGUGGAAAGGCUCGGAUCCAGUCAGCCAGGAACAGAGCUGUCCCUUUGCUGAUGUGAGGUCUGAGGGUGGAGGAGAAGAGGGGAGCCAGCCUUGUGAUUCUGGCAGAGAGCACAUCAGCACCAGGCCCAUCAGUCCUGGGCAGCUUGUGCUCAGGGGAGAUGCUUUAGAGAGGCAGAAGAGUUCAGGUAAGAGUGAUGUGGCUGUGGUGAGUUCUGCAGCCACCCCUGGCCAGCAGCAGAGCCCAGAGCAGAGGGAGGUUUUGGCAAGAGUUUCUCAGAGUCCACCCAGUCCAACUUUGGAGCAAAGCACACCUGUUUCCUCCACAUCUGCUUCAGGUGAAGGAGCACCACAGGAUACUCAGAGCCUGUUCACAGGAGUACCAGGGGGAAGUGGCAGUGCUGCUCCUGAAGGUCUAUGGCCAGUGGGUGGGAGUGAAGAACCACCACUCAGCCCCCCAGCUGCCUACACCAGACUGACCACAGGGGCUUCUCCACCUCCUGCUUUCCCUGUGGCUGAUGUUGACCGGAUCCUUGGUGCUGGUUUUACCCCCCAGGAAGCUCUCCAGGCCUUGGAACAAGCAGGCGGAAAUGCAGAUCUUGCUCUUCUCAUUUUGCUAGCCAAGAACAUCGUUGUUCCCACAUAACUGUGGAAGAGGGAGCUGACUGGGGGAUCUUUUCUCCUACAGGAGUAUCUCAGUUACACACCACAAUGGACAAGCAGAAUGUUGAGCCAGAUUUUUUUAAUUAUUUGCAGCCAAAGUAAUACAUCUCUUCUGUUUCACUUGUUAGAUUUGGGCUUUGAAAAGAAAGAAAAUGUCCUUGCAUUGUGUGGACAGGAUAACUUUUAAUCAUUCAUACUGGAUUAAAACUACUGGUUUUAUUUAAAUGUACAAUUUUAGAAUAAUCUCCAAUGCUAUGAAUAAAAAGCAGCAGCCACUGCA
Messenger RNA from Cinclus cinclus, 3325 nucleotides. It is a transcript of the gene DDI2, whose product is annotated as DNA damage inducible 1 homolog 2. The transcript is spliced from 9 exons. The record is from RefSeq and is a predicted model, not a curated record. Gene Ontology annotation, molecular function: aspartic-type endopeptidase activity; protein binding. Bases 44 to 3028 code for a protein of 994 amino acids. Gene Ontology annotation, biological process: proteolysis. Lineage: Eukaryota; Metazoa; Chordata; Aves; Passeriformes; Cinclidae.